Messenger RNA from Darwinula stevensoni, 1909 nucleotides. NCBI's taxonomy places the organism in Eukaryota, Metazoa, Arthropoda, Ostracoda, Podocopida, Darwinulidae. The record is from the annotation of a GenBank genome assembly.
AGGAUACCGACGAUUGUCACGGAACCCUGAACUUUGGAACUGGGAUGAAGUGAGUAGCCGCAGGUCUGGAUGGGGCGACGAAGAUGUUUCCAAGUGCUUGAUGAACUUCGUGGUCAAAGGUCUACUACUGUCCCGCCACUUCAUUUUCGACGACAAGGACAAAUAUAGGGAGUUGUCUCUCGCAUACGAUCAAAGACAGCAGAAGAAUGGGUGCUUCAACCCCAGAACUGUCCUCAUGUCUCGCUAUCAGGGGAAUCUGAAGGAAGGAGAGAGGAAAGAGAACUCUAAAAGGGGACUGUCGGCACACCUCUUCGUCUGUCUGUUGGAAUCUGGGAAACCCCUGGAAGGCAAGAUGAUCCAAAAUGCACUCCGGUGCUUGAAGGGGGACCCCGAGCCCUCGACAUACACCCUGGCCCUCAUUACCUACGCAUUCAUCUUGGCCGGAGAAACGGAACUCGGUGGGACCCAACUGGACAUGCUCCUCCAGAGAGCCACUGAGAAAGACGGACUUCUCUUUUGGAAUGCCUCGCCCGGUGGGCAAUCGAUGACAUUGCCAAGGUUCUGGGGUUUUCAUUCGUCCCACGUGGAAUUCUCUUCGCUUCACACAAAUCUAGUGACGUCAAAUGCAGUGGAUACAGAGAUUGCGUCGUACGGGAUCCUGUCGUUGCUGAAGCUGAACCGGCAAGGUGACUCCGCCAGAGCCACUUCCGCGGUCCGCUGGCUCGUCACCAAGAUGAACUCUAACGGGGGCUUCACGACCAUUCAGGACUCAGUGACGGCUCUGCAUGCCUUGACGCAGUACGCGUCUCAAGUAGGGCUGCGGGACGUGGCCAUGGAUAUCCACCUCUCCUCCUCUGGCUGGGAACAUGCCUUCUCUCUCACCGAUGAGAGUCGUCUCGUCGAGCAGACGAUCUCCACCCCGUCUCUUCCCUUUAAGUUCCACAUUUCUUCGGCGUCGCUGACUUACUCGGUGUUAGGUGCACCAAAGUCGCAUGGGAUGCAACUUAACGUAACGGAGAAGCCGAAUGAUGACAACGGAUGCUAUCGACGGACGAUCCGAGCCUGUGCCACGUAUUACGGACCGACCAACACAUCAAAUAUGGCCUUGCUCCAGGUCUCCAUGAUCUCGGGUUUCAAGCCGGACGAAAAUGCCAUCAAGGAAGAGUUGCUCUCUGACAACUCGGCAGUGAUACACUGGGAGGUAGAGAAAGAGACUGGAGAGAUGGCGGUUUACUUGAACCAUUUGGACGGAAAGAGUUUCUGCUUGGACGUUCCUCUUCUACGUACGGUUGCAGUGAAGAAUCCCAAGCCGGCCCUCAUCAAGCUCUUCGACUACUUUGCCCCUGAGGUCCAAGACACUCAGGUUGGUGGUGAGACGAAUGUCAGGAAAGGCAGGUUUUCCUCCCUAUUCAAACUCCAUCUUUCUACGCUUAGGAGAGUUGGAGAAGAUUCUGGAGGUGCCAGACAACAUCGCAGAGUGGGUGGGUUCAGCGGUGUGCAUCUCCCCACUGAAAGGGAUGGGGCUGUCCUCCCCUCAACCCCUCAUUGUCUCCCAAUCCUUCUUCCUCGGCUUCACUCUGCCUUAUUCUAUCAAGAGAAGAGAGAUCCUUCCCCUAUCUCCGUCUUCAACUACAAGCAGCAUUCCCUUCCUAUCAGAGUCAUCGUUAAGGAGUCCGAGUCCUUCAAAGUGGAAGGAGAGAGAGAAAAGAGUUUGUGCCUUAAGGAGCAGGAGGCCGAGGUGGUGACCUUUGACCUGGAAUUUUUGGAACUGGGAGAGGUUAACGUCACCAUUUUGGCUCGAGUCGAUUCAUGCCACCCCGGAGUCUGCGGACCAAAUGCUAUUCUUCUUGUCAGCAUUUUGAGACUCCUGAUCCUCUUGGAGUCAUCCUCCACUCCUGGAGUGGAGUGA